AUGAUUAUAUCUUCCUGGACUUCCUCUUUGGCGAGUCGAUCAGUCAGUCAGUUAGCAUUGUGCCUUUCAAAUUCGUCGUCCAUUGAUCACUCUCGUUACCCCUUGGGUUUAUCUCCCCCUACUUUCCGACCCCAAAUCGGAACAUCCCCACGCCCUUCCCGCCCCCAGGAUCCGAUUCCCCUUCCAGAACUCUUCACACUUCCCGCUCAUAACUCUACAAAGGCCUAUGAUCUAGUGCCUUUUCCGAAAGGAAACUUCCCCGAUCGUAAAGUGCGAACACGAUCGGAGGCAAACCCACGCGAGGUGUUCACUGCUUCAGCGCCUUCUGGUUUCUCUUGCCCAUUAACUACCUAUCUGGGCGUCGUCGAUUGCAACAGAUUUGGGUGA
Messenger RNA from Somion occarium, 387 nucleotides. The record is from the annotation of a GenBank genome assembly. Lineage: Eukaryota; Fungi; Basidiomycota; Agaricomycetes; Polyporales; Cerrenaceae.